AUGUCUAAGCUGAAUUUGGGUCCUGUCAAGGCGUUUAAUGUUAUGAAGACUUGUUUUGGCAGUUUUGAAGACGUGGGUGCAAGUAAAGUUGAAUUUAAGAACUAUAAGAGAUACUCUAUGGUGUUUGUACCGUUCACUGGUAUAGACAAUCAUCACUGCAAUGUUUCAUUUGGUGUAGCAUUGUUGGCGUCGAAAACUGCUGAUACGUAUAUUUGGUUGUUAAGAGUUUUUCUAAAAGCUGUUGGUUCUCAACCAAAAGUUGUUGUCACUGAACAAGAUCCAGCGAUGAAGAAGGCUAUUUCUGUUGUCUUUGUUGACACGAGGCAUCGGUUAUGCAUGUGGCAUGUGAUGCAUAAACUUUCUCUGAAGGUUGGUGUUAGGUUAUGCAAUUCCACCAAUUUUAAAGAACGUAUUUGUGGUGUUGUGUGGACGGAUAUUCUCACACCUGAAGAGUUUGAAUCAGAAUGGGAAACGGUUAUCGCAGAAUUCAAUUUAGAAGAUAAUGACUGGCUAUCUGAUAUUUUUGCACUUAGGGAAUCUUGGAUCCAUGCAUACUAUAGAAUGGAGCAUAUGUCUGGUCUUAUGCGAACGACAUCCAGGUCGGAGAGUGAGAAUCAUUUUUUUGGUCAAGUGUGCAAUUCGAAAGUUACUCUUGUUCAGUUCAUGACACAUUAUGAGACUGCAAUAGAAGCACAGUAUCACACACAUCGUAAUGAUCAUGUAUCUCGAUACAAAAGACCCCAGUUGAAGAGUAGUUACAAAUUGUUGGAAGGGCACGCUGUUGAUAUAUACACAGAAAGUAUUUUUUGUGAUGUUCAAGCUGAGCUUAUUGGAGUUGCGGAUUGCAUAAAUCAACGUUACGAAGAUCAGCCUGAUGGGUUUGUUAAGUUUUACGUAAAUGACUUCCAACAGCCUUAUAAACAUUCUAUGCAUGGCGUUAUAGAGAUAUUGUUUUUGGCGUUUUUCAGGGAAUUUCCAAAACAAUACAUUCUGAAUAGAUGGCGCAAAGAGGCCUCCCCAAACUGCUCUCCUGAAUUCUCAAUUAGUCGUGAAUAUAUGACCGAGCUUGAUCCUGAUGUGCAAAGUAUGAUGGGAGAUAUUAUUUAUUCAACCGAAUACACUUUGAAUCGUUUAUCUGGUAAUAAAGAGGAGCUAUCCUUAUACAAGGAUAAUGUUCAAUCUUAUAUGAAGAAGGUUCAAGAUAUGCAGAUUGUUGCUCAUCCCGCUAGUUCUAGGGAUAGAUUUGCCGAGAUAACUGGUCAAUAUAAAAACGACAAGAAUCCGAUAAGAGUCCCUGUAGGUUAUAAAUCCAAAGGUUCUGGUUCUCGGAAGCACCUGAAAUCUAAACAGGAGAUAGCAAUCGACAAAAAGAAAUCAAAGUCGAAACCCGGGGCCAAAGAAACACAGUGUCAGAACUGCAAAGCCUAUGGACAUUACGCUUCAACAUGCAAACAGGCCGUAAUUAAAAGAAGAUCGACAAGGUCUUUGAGAGCCAGUGAAGAGUAG
Helianthus annuus (common sunflower) is the source of this 1506-nucleotide messenger RNA. RefSeq names its product protein FAR-RED IMPAIRED RESPONSE 1-like. The transcript is spliced from 5 exons. Gene Ontology annotation, biological process: regulation of DNA-templated transcription. The record is from RefSeq and is a predicted model, not a curated record. Lineage: Eukaryota; Viridiplantae; Streptophyta; Magnoliopsida; Asterales; Asteraceae. Bases 1 to 1506 code for a protein of 501 amino acids. Gene Ontology annotation, molecular function: zinc ion binding; nucleic acid binding.